GCUCAUUUUUAAAAGAACAAACCUCUCCUAGAAAAGAUCAAAUCUGGUUUUUUUUGAAUAAAAGGCCGGAAUUAAACCCAAAAGAGCUGGAUGAAUGUGUUUUACUGUGAAUAUCCCGUUCAAACGAGAUACUUUAAGUAGAUAGUCAUGAUUUGCAGUUUCUAUGUUGGCAACAAAAUUAAAAAAUCACGUUGACGCUUGACGGACGCUUGCUACUUGUUUACAUUUUUAAUUUUACCUGUUUACAAAGGUUUCUGACAGUUCUUUGAAUUGCCUGCGGGCUGUUGAGGAUGAAACUGUUUGCUCGUUGAAAAAGGUGUGUGUGUAAUUUGCGUCGGAACUGGCUGAGACUUGUGUAACCUGUCAGUGUCAAUCAAAAUGACCACUAAAAUGAAACAUAAACGGAUCACGUCCGACCUGUCAAAUUGCACUGAGCACCAAAUGAAACAAUUACCCGUGUCGAAAGAACUCGUUGGCCAUUACCGUACCAAACUGUCUACUCUGAAUCGUGACUACGAAUACUUAUCCAGUCGGGUGGAUGAGUGUAGAUCACUUUUCGAUGCAGAUUGUCGACUGCAGCAAGAAGUUGUUCAAAGAAAUAAUGAGGUUUCUCGGCUUCAACAGGCCGUCAGUGAUCUACAGGUUUAUGUCUUUGAAGAGCGAGAGCAAGCUCUUCGCCUCUAUGCUGAAAAUGAUAAACUAAAGCUACAGCAACUGGAAGACCGGAAGAAAAUCGAUCUGCUUUUGUCAUUAUCCGGCAUUACUGAGAAUGAGGUGACUUUUUUCAUUAGUGAAGCUUCUAAGAAGUCUGCCAUCAUCCCCCAGCGCAUUCACAAGAAAAAAUUGAAAAGUACUGAUUCAAAAGUGGGAUCCAAUAAGGAAAACAGUCAAUCAGAUUUCAAUAAAGGAGAUUCAUCCACUGAUGACAUUGAUAUUUUGAAAUUAAAGAUUCAGUCACUUCAAGCUCAACUGUCAGAACAAAUCCGACUUUACCGAGAUGAAACAGCUGCUCUGUUGCAAGAUCGAGAACUUGCUCGUGCUGAGCGUGUUGCUGAGCAGGCUAGACAUGAGCAAAUAUUUGAAUCACUCACAGCCCGUUUGCAGAAAACCCAGUCACGGGUAUGUGACCUGACAGCAGCCUUAGUUCAAUCCAAAAAGGACUUGUAUGGCAAUGAGGAAACAUGGGCCACUGAGAAAGACCGUCUCAUCCGAAAUCUGGACCUUUGCAAGGAACAAUUAGGGGAAGUGUUCACUCACGAUGGCACUGUGGUCCCUGGUGCAGGAGUACGGUCUGCAAGAAGUUGUGGUGAGCUGUCCGUCUUAAAAAGCCAGCUCUCUGAAAAAGAUAGAAUGCUUUCUAUGUACCAGGAACAAUGCUCUGUCAUGGAGCAGGAAGUAGCAAGAUUAAGAGAUCAAGCAGAAUCAAGUAAAAACCAGUUCAAAAGUCGUGUACAGAAGAUGGCAUCUCAGGUGACCUAUCUACGCAAUAAAUAUAAUGAACUGGACCGUCGGCGUGUCCUUGAAGCUGAGGGCUUUCGAUCAGAUAUUCGCUUGAUGCGUUCAAGAUUGCGAGACCUUGAGAGAGGCUUCACAAAAGUAAAUGCAAGACCAAGCACAACAACAAGUGUCUCUAGAAGUGUAGCUACUGAAUCUGCAAGUGUGAACACUGGACUAGUUUCAUCUGCCCGUGACACUGUAGAAAGAGCAAGGCAGUUAGAACAGGAACUAAAACUUAUCCAUAGUCGAGUGAUGAGCCUGGAAUCAGAAUUGAAAUUAACAGGAAAUGAUGAGUAAAACAUUUUUGGAUCUCUCAGAUAUUUUAUUUCAGAUGUACAGUGUUCAAAACAUUUUUUUGUGUUCUAAAUAUCUCUGUACACAAUUGUUACAACAUUAUUGUUUACCAAAUUUUAUAUUUUAUGAUAUGUACUUCUAUAAUUAACUUAUUGACCUGGUAAAGUACUAGGAAUAAAUCAUUCCUGGAAGUCUCCAUGUGACAUCUUGUAAUUGUUGCUUGUGUGUUUGUGUAUGUACCGUAACUGUGCAUCUCUCCUGCGUAUUAAAUAAUACCUUCAAAGUGAA
Thrips palmi is the source of this 2079-nucleotide messenger RNA. Its product is annotated as coiled-coil domain-containing protein 77-like. The transcript is spliced from 6 exons. The record is from RefSeq and is a predicted model, not a curated record. Gene Ontology annotation, cellular component: centrosome. The coding region runs from base 379 to 1794 and encodes 471 amino acids. Lineage: Eukaryota; Metazoa; Arthropoda; Insecta; Thysanoptera; Thripidae.